AUGACAAUAUCAAGUGAGUACUAUCCCAAUGAACCAGAAAGACCUAUAUUGAAGUCAAUCGAACCUUCUGAAGAAACAAUUAAUCAGUUGAAUGAACUAUCAAAAGUAUUCGAUACAAGAGCUGUUUACUUUAUUGCUGAUUAUGAGAAGUCAAUUGGUAACUAUAUUUGCGACCUAGAUGGGAACUAUUAUUUGGAUCUUUAUCAACAGAUUGCGUCAAUUGCUUUGGGUUAUAAUAAUCCUUUGUUGAUCGAAGCUGCAAAAAGUCAAGAGAUGAUCGAAUCUUUGGUCGAACGUCCUGCAAUGGGCAAUUUCCCAUCAAAAAGAUUGCCUAAGCAAUUACAAAAUUUAUUAAGAUUUGCUCCAAAUGGUCAAAAUAAGAUUUGGUCAGGAUUAUCUGGGUCAGACGCAAAUGAACUGGCCUUCAAAGCUGCGUUCAUGUAUUAUUGUGGCAAAAAAAGAGGUUUUAAAACUAAAUAUACAGAAGACGAAAAUGCGAGUGUAAUGGACAAUCAAGCACCAGGUUCUCCAGAUUUAGCUGUAUUAUCAUUUAAGAACGCAUUUCAUGGCAGAUUAUUUGCUACAGCUUCUGUUACUUGUUCGAAACCAAUCCAUAAAUUAGAUUUACCGGCUUUUAACUGGCCGCAUGCACCAUAUCCGGUUUAUAAAUAUCCAUUGGAAGAUAAUCAAGAGUUUAAUAAAAAAGUUGAUGACGAAUGUGUACUGAAUGUUGAAGAAAUUAUUAAAACUUGGUAUUGCCCAGUUGCUGCUUUAAUUAUUGAACCAAUUCAAUCAGAAGGUGGAGAUAAUCAUGCUUCUGCUUUAUUUUUUGCAGUCUUUGAGAGAAUUACUUUAAAAUAUGGAAUUGUUUAUAUUAUCGAUGAAGUCCAAACCGGAGUGGGUGCAACUGGUAAAAUGUGGUGCCAUGAACAUGCCGCUAUUGAACCACCCCCUGAUUUAGUGACAUUCUCUAAGAAAUUUCAAAGUGCCGGGUAUUUCUUCCAUGAUCCAGAUUUUAUCCCAAACAUGAAGUAUAGGCAAUUUAAUACAUGGUGCGGUGAUCCAGCACGAUUUUUAAUUGCCAACGUAAUCUGUGAAGAAAUCGUUAAGAAGGACCUGAUCACACAUGUCAACGAAGUUGGAGACUAUUUGAUGAGUAAGCUAACUAAAUUGGCAGUUGUUUAUCCAAACUACUUACAAAGAUUAAGAGGUGCAAACAGGGCAACUUUCAUUGCCUGGGAUGUUGAAAAUAACGAACAGCGAGAUGAAUUGUUGGCGCUUUUAAAAAGCAAUGGCUGUAACGUAGGCGGUUGCUCAACAAAAUCUAUCAGAUUGAGGCCAUCACUUACAUUUGAUAUUAAACAUGCGGAUAUCUUUAUUGAAGCUCUUGAAAAAUCGCUUUACGAAUUGUCUGCUUGA
Molecule: messenger RNA, 1419 nt
Organism: Tetrapisispora phaffii CBS 4417
Lineage: Eukaryota; Fungi; Ascomycota; Saccharomycetes; Saccharomycetales; Saccharomycetaceae
Gene: UGA1
Product: 4-aminobutyrate transaminase
Exons: 1
Coding region: 1-1419 (472 amino acids)
Biological process (GO): GABA catabolic process
Cellular component (GO): mitochondrion
Molecular function (GO): pyridoxal phosphate binding
Source: RefSeq, a predicted model, not a curated record